Molecule: messenger RNA, 582 nt
Organism: Quercus robur (English oak)
Lineage: Eukaryota; Viridiplantae; Streptophyta; Magnoliopsida; Fagales; Fagaceae
Product: probable protein phosphatase 2C 80
Exons: 1
Coding region: 1-582 (193 amino acids)
Source: RefSeq, a predicted model, not a curated record
AUGUCGAAUGUUGUGACCGCAGUCCAAAGGCAACAACCACCACUCAAUCGUAUCGUGGACCUAAGACAAGCUUUGGAGGAAGGUUUCUUGAAUACCAAGGCUAUGGGUUCAUCCACGGCUUGUAUUGUGACUUUCAGGGAUUAUUAUUUACGUGCUAUCAACGUGGGAAACAGUGGGUUUAUGAUUUUCAGGAACAGUAAAUGUGUGUACAAAUCGCUGAUACAACAACAUGGUUUUAACUAUCCGUACCAGUUGGGAAAUAGCAUGACAUGUGAUAAGCCACGUUCAGCUAUUGUAACAACAGUGGAACGUUUAUUACCUGGAGACAUUAUAGUUCUUGGAACUGGUGGGCUUCUAGACAAUAUGUUCACUGCAGAAAUCGAAGAUAUUAUCAGUAAGGGAACUUUGGAAGGUGUAAACACACAGAAGUUGGCUUCCACUAUUGCACACUUGGCAUUGUUCAAUUCCAUGGAUGAAAAUGUCGAUAGCCCAUUUGCACAAGCUGCUCGGCUGGCUGGACUGAAGCACAACGGAGGAAAGAGAGAUGAUAUUACGGUUAUUGUUGGCCAUGUUAUUGCAUAG